CAUCAGAACCGGAAAUCAGGUGCGGACCGACGGUGACCCUGCAGCUGGGUCCGACCGUGUCCCGGAGCGGCAUCAUGGUGUUCGAGUCUCUGGUCAGCGACCUGCUCAACAGGUUCAUCGGGGACUACGUGGAGAACCUGGACAAGUCCCAGCUGAAGAUCGGGAUCUGGGGAGGGAAUGUGGUCCUGGAGAACCUGAGGGUGAAGGAGAAUGCUCUGAGUGAGUUUGAUGUCCCGUUCAGAGUGAAGGCCGGACAGAUCGGCAAACUGACUCUGAAGAUUCCCUGGAAGAAUCUGUACAACGACGCUGUGGUUGCCACGCUGGACGGCCUCUACCUGCUGGUCGUCCCCGGAGCCACGAUAAAAUACGAUGCAGCAAAGGAGGAGCGAUACCAGCAGGAGGCCAAGCAGAGAGAGCUGCAGCGCAUCGAGGAGGCGCUCCAGACGGCUGCACAGCGAGCAUCUCAAACUGGAGAUUUGCUGUUCAGCCUGGAGAGUGUUGUUUACAAGGAUCCUCACAACGUCCCAAAAGGACAAAAAAAACAUAAAAAGACUAAAAAAGGCUUGAAGAAGCUGAAACGACACGACAACAAAGCAGGAAAGCCUCCGGAGGAGAAGAAGGACACGUUUGCGGAGAAACUGGCGACACAGGUGAUCAAGAACCUGCAGGUGAAGAUCAGCAGCAUCCACCUGCGCUACGAGGACGACCUCUCCGAUCCACAGCGCCCCCUGUCCAUGGGGGUCACCCUGUCAGAGCUGAGCCUGCAGACGACUGAUGAAAACUGGAAGUCCUGCAUCCUGAACGAAGCAGCAAAGAUCAUCUACAAACUCGGCCGUCUGGAGUGUCUCUGUGCCUACUGGAACGUCAACAGUCCAAUCUUUUACAAAGGAUCAAGAGAAAACAUCGUAGAUCAGUUGAAGUGUGGGAUCAGCAGUAAAGACCAGGAGCUUCCUGACUAUCAGUACAUCUUCAGGCCGAUCUUUGCUUCGGCCAAAAUGUGCAUCAACCCGACCGCCGAGCUCGAACUGAAGACGCCGAAGGUGAACCUUCACCUGGAGGUCCAGAACAUCGGCAUCGAGAUGACCAAACCACAGUACGUGACCAUGGUGGAGCUGCUGGAGUCUGUGGACUGCAUGGUGAAGAACGCUCCUUACAGGAAGUUUCGGCCAGACGCACCUGUCCACAAGAACGCCAAACUCUGGUGGCUGUAUGGCUUCAACAGCAUCCUUCAGGUCCACAUCAGACGGGUCAGUCACAUGUGGUCCUGGUCCAACAUCAGCCAGCACCGACACAACCUGAAGAACUACAAGACCGCCUACAAGAACAAACUGCUGAGUCAGAACAAGUCGAGCCCAGACACGGAGCGGCUCAUCCAGGAUCUGGAGAAAGUUCUGGAUGUGUUCAACAUCACUCUGGCCCGGCAGCAGGCCCACAUGGAGGUGAUCCGUUCGGGACAGAAGCUGGCAGGGAAGAAGAGCGUGGCGCAGAAACAGGGAGGAGGAUUCUUCAGCAGCUUCUUUGGAAGAAAGACCAAGAAGGAGGAGCAGGAGCCGGAGGAGAGCCAGGAGACGGAGAGUUCGGGGUUGGACGAGAUCAUGACGGCAUCAGAGAAAGAGAAACUGUACACCGCCAUUGGUUACAGCGGCAGCUCCCACAACCUGGCCCUGCCCAAACAGUACGUGGCUGUGGUUGUUACCUUCCAGCUCUUCAGGACCUCUGUGACGGUCCGGGAGCAUCCAAAUGUCCCUGAGAUCCUCAAAGUCCAGAUGAUCGACCUCAGCACCAGGAUCUGCCAGAGACCAGGGGCGCAGGCCUUCAGGGUGGAGGCGGCGCUGCAGCACUGGUAUGUGACGGGUCUGCAGCAGCAGGGGGCAGUGCCCUCGCUCAUCGCCACCGUUGGAGACUCGUCUUCGUCUCUUCUCAGUGUCGUGUUCGAGCUGAACCCAGAGGAGAGCGCCGCAGACCAGCUGCUCAGAGUCCACUCCCAGCCCGUCGAGAUCAUCUACGACGCGCUGACGGUGAACAGCGUGGCAGACUUCUUUAGGACGGGGAAGGGAGUGGACCUGGAGCUGCUGACCUCCGCCACGCUCUCCAAACUGGAGGAGAUCAAAGACAAGACCGCCACAGGUUUGUCUCACAUCAUUGAGACCAGGAAGGUCCUGGACCUGAGGAUCGACCUGAAGCCGUCCUACCUGCUGAUCCCCAAGUCUGGAUUCUACAGCUCUACGUCGGACUUGAUCAUCGUGGACUUCGGCAGCUUGCAGUUGAACAGUGUGGAUCAGGGAGGUCUCAGCCCGUCCUCGUCCUCCUUCUCCUCUCUGGAGGAAAUCAUGGAUCGAGCCUACGAGAGAUACCAGGUGCAGCUGCGGCGAGUCCAGGUUCUCUACAGCAAAUCAGGUGAAGCCUGGAAGUCUGCUCGGCUGCAGGGUUCUUCAGUCCAGCACAUCCUGCAGCCCAUGGACUUCACGGUCCAGCUCGCCAACUGUAUGGUGGACAAGGACGCCAGGAUGCCCAGGUUUAAGGUGUCGGGGGAGCUUCCUCUGCUGCACGUUAAGAUCUCUGAUCAGAAAAUUCACAGCGUUCUGGAUCUGGUCAACAGCAUCCCACUUCCAAACAUGGGCUCCUCCCCCUCCACCCCCACAGAGAAGCUGCCGUCUUUGGCGGACGCUCGACCACGUGCGAUCAGCCUUCACCCCUCCCUACUGGACGCCAUGGAAACAGAUUCAGAUGAAGAUGUGAGUGAGAAGUCGACAGAUGAGGAGCACCAGCGCUCGGCUCUGGAGGAGCUCACCGACCUUCACUUCAAGUUCGAAGUCAAAGAGGUGCUGCUGGAGCUGACCCGGCAGGUGGACCAGGAGAAGACCGUCCUGUCCCUCAGUGUCUGUCAGCUGGGAGCUGAAGGGAAGAGGCGAAGCUUCGACCUGAGCGUCACAGCGUACCUGCGCAGAGUCACACUUGACUACUGCGACGUACCCGACGGACGGAGUCCUCUGCACCUAAUCAGCUCCUCAGACCUGCAGAGCUCCGAGCUGCUGAAGGUCCAGUUCAUCAAGGCCGACCCUGGCGGGCCUAGCUUCCAGACGCUGUUCAAUAACACGGAGCAGAUGCUUAAGGUGGAGUUCUCUUCUCUGGACUUCCUGCUUCACACCAAAGCCCUGCUGUCCACCAUCAGCUUCCUAAACAGCGCCGUGCCGGUGCAGCUCGCCGCCGUCCACGACCCUGACAGCAGGAAGCAGGUGGAGAAGGCCGGACGGGGCAGGACAGCAUCUAAAGGAGCCAAAGACAGCGGCGUGUUCAGCUUCAAGUUGUUCGCCGUGUUGGGCUGUUUCCAUGUGGAGGUGUGCGACGACCGCCGCAGCAUCGCCGACAUCAGAGUUCAAGGAAUCGAUGCAUCCGUGUCGAUGGCGGCCAAGGAGACGGAGGUGUUUGCCCGACUUAGAGACAUCGUGGUCACAGACGUCAACCCCAGAACCAUCCACACCAAGGCAGUAUCCAUCGUGGGCGAGGAGGUGUUCAGCUUCAAGCUGUCCCUGUUUCCAGGAGCGACGGAGGGGGAGGGGUACGCCGACAUGUCACGGGUGGACGGGAAGGUCACACUGCGUCUCGGCUGCAUCCAGAUCGUCUACCUGCACCAGUUCCUCAUGUCUCUGCUGGCUUCUUUUAGCUUUCAGUGUUCUGCUGACGAGAUGUUUGUCGAUAACUUCCAGACGGCUAAAGAAGCUCUGAGCGCCGCGACGGCUCAGGCGGCGGAGAAGGCGGCGUCCAGCGUCCGCGGCUUCGCCCAGAAGAGUUUCCGUCUCUCGAUGGACAUCAAACUAAAGGCACCGCUCAUCAUAGUGCCGCAGUCCUCCACCUCGCACAACGCCGUGGUGGUGGAUCUGGGUCUGAUCACGGUUAGAAACAGCUUCUCGCUGCUCCCAGCUGAAGGCUUCUCUCUGCCGGCCGUCAUCGAGAAGAUGGAUGUGAAGCUGACACAGUUGAAGCUCUCCAGGAGCACCUUGAAGCGAGAUUCUUCUCAGCCAGACAUCGAGAUCCUCCAACCAAUCAACUUAGAGCUGCUCGUCACCAGAAAUCUGGCUGCUUCCUGGUUAACCAAGAUCCCCGGAGUCCAGGUCCAGGGAGUCCUGCUGUCCCUGAACAUGAGUCUGGGCGAGGAAGACCUCGGCGUGCUGAUGAAGAUCCUGGUGGAGAACAUUGGCGAGGGGACCAGAGAGCACAGCAUGGACGUCAGGAGACACGUGGCUCAAGAGAGGGCGGAGCUUGCUGAGCAGCAGGUGAUGAUGUCAUCACAGAGAUCUGACAUGUUGGCCGGUGGCGGUCAGACUGAGAACACGGUCAACAUUCUGCUGAACUUUGAGAUCAAAGAGGUGCUGCUGACGCUGAAGAAGCCCCGAGACCAGAACGAGACGCCGUUCCUCGUCUUCCACGUCGCUCAGCUCGGCAUCGACACCAAAGUCCGCCAGUACGACAUGUGCGCCACGACGUUCGUCAAAAAGAUCACCAUGAAGUGCCUGGAGUUCAAAGACUCAAGCGGCGAGCCGCUGUGUCUCGUCAGCUCGUCAGUGGAGUCCGGAGCCGAGCUGCUCAAAGUGCAGUACCUGAAGGCGGACCCCUCGGGACCGAACUUCUCCACAGUCUACAAGAACACGGAACAGAUGAUCAACGUGAUGUUCACCUCUCUCGACCUCAUGCUGCACACCGAGGCUCUGCUGUCAGCCAUCAACUUCCUGUCGGCGGCACUAUCCUCUGACAGGGCUGCGUCUCCAGAGAGAGACAUCAGACCAAAGACAGAGGACAAAACGCCGUCCACCAAGUCCACUGCCUUGAUGUCACCUGCCAAAAGUGACAUCAUCGACCUGAAGGUGAUGAUGUCACUGGGAGCCUUUAACGUCCUGGUGUGCGACCAGAGCUGCAACAUGGCCGAUAUCAAGAUCCAAGGUAUUAACGGCUCUCUGCUGAUGCAAGGACCACAGACUCAGAUCUCAGCCCGCCUCAGAGACUUCAUCGUCCUCAACGUGGAUCCCAAAAGCAUCCACAAAAAGGCGAUCUCCAUCGUGGGUGAUGAGGUGUUCAGCUUCACCAUGAGUCUGACUCCGAACGCCACCGAGGGCGCCGGAUAUGCUGACACGUCGAAGACUGACGGCAGAGUGAAGCUGAACGUGGGCUGCAUCCAGGUGGUCUACCUGCACAAGUUCGUCAUGUCCCUGCUGAACUUCACCAAUAACUUCCAGAUGGCUAAAGAAGCUCUGAGCGCCGCGACGGCUCAGGCGGCGGAGAAGGCAGCAUCCAGUGUUCGAGACUUCGCCCAGAAGAGUUUCCGUCUGUCUGUAGACAUCAAGCUGAAAGCUCCACUCAUCAUCAUCCCCCAGUCCUCCACCUCCCAUGAUGCACUUGUGAUGGACCUGGGUCUGAUCACGGUGGGAAACAGCUUCUCACUGCUGCCGGUCGAUGAACGCCCGCUGCCCGCCGUCAUCGACAACAUGGACAUCCAGCUAACGCAGCUCAAACUGUCCAGGACCUGUAUGGACCCGGCCUCAAGUCAACCCAGCACCGAGCUGCUGGAACCAGUAAACCUGAACCUGAACAUCAAGAGAAACCUUGCAGCUUCCUGGUACAAGAAGAUGGUUCCGGUGGAGAUUGAUGGAGAUCUGAAGCCCAUGAAGGUGAAGCUGAGUCAGGACGACUUGAAGGUGCUGCUGAGGAUCCUGGCGGAGAAUCUGGGAGAGGCCGGCAGUCCAGAACCCCCGGCCCCGAGACAGGAAGCUGGUCUGCAGCUCCGAAUAGCCGGAGACCCCCAGACAGUUCUGGUGAGUACAGGUUCUGUCGGGAAAACAUCUGCCAGCGGCGCCGAGGAGGAGGAGGAGGAGGACGAUGUCGAGAACCUCAAGUUCAAUUUCAACAUCGAGUCUCUGGGACUGGUCCUGUACCGCCACCAGCCCACACAGUCCUCAGUUCUGCAGCACCAGGACUCUCUCCGGUUGGGGGAGUUUGCUCUCCACCUGCUGAAGACUUCGGGGAAGGUUCUGAGCGGCGGCAGUGUAGAGGUGACAACCAUCCUCGGCGCCUGCACGCUGGAUGACCUGAGGACAGGCGUGGAGAGGGUGACGUCACGGAUGGUUGGUCGCAGAGACGAGCAGAGCCCUGAGGCGAUGAUCGACGUGACGUAUCGACAGAGCGCCAUGGAGCGCGAGGUGGUGGCCGUCCUGCAGAAACUCUACCUCUGUGCCAGCGUGGAGUUCCUAAUGGCCGUGGCAGAUUUCUUCUUGCAGGCUCUGCCUCAGAGCCCUCAGACCGCCGCCCCCGCGCCCGGUGACAGACUGCCUCUGAGACAGACUGCCGAGUCGCGAGUGGACACCAAGACGGCAGCCGCAGCGCUCAGGACUCGCCUGCGAGCGGUGGUGGUGGACCCGGAGGUGGUGUUCGUGGCCAGCCUGAUGAAGGCCGACGCCCCCGCCCUAGUCACCUCCUUUCAGUGUGACUUCACCCUGCAGGCCGAGCAGGACGGGACCCAGAACAUGAGAGCCAACCUGAGGGAGCUCAAAGUCCUCGCCUGCCCCUUCAUCCGGGACCACGGGGACACGGCCGUCACCACCGUGUUGAGACCCUGCUCCGUCGCCCUGGAAACAAAGACCCGUCCGAACCAACCGCUGAGCGGCUGCGUGACGGUCGAGGAGGUCAUUGUCAAGAUCUCUCCGUUCAUCCUCAAUACGGUGAAGACGAUAACAGACGGCAUGACGGCCAAGAAGCGUGACGAGCAGAGUCAGGAAUCGCAGGUGGACGUCGGCGACCUCUGGUCGGUCAGAAACAUCUAUGACUGUAACUACUGGUUCCUGGGAGUGGACCAGGCCACAGAGGUGACCGAGAGCUUCACGGAGCAGGACGGACGCAACGAUGGCGAGAGCUUCACUGCAGAGGUCAAGGUGGUCCAGGUCACUCUGGAGUCUGGUUUGGGUCAUCGGACCGUCCCUCUGUUGCUGGCCGAGUCUUCCUUCAACGGAUCGGCCAGAAACUGGUCGUCUCUGCUGCAGCUGAGAGCCGACAUGACGCUGGAGGUGAACUACUUUAAUGAGGUUCACGCUGUGUGGGAGCCGCUGAUCGAACGAGUGGACGGCGGCAAGCGCAGAUGGAACCUGGAGCUUGAGAUGAAGAACAAUCCGGUCCAGGACAAGAGUCCUGUCCAUGGAGACGACUUUGUCAUUCUGCCUGAACCACGUACGGCCGUCAACAUCUGCUCCAAAGACACCAUGAACGUCACCGUCUCACAGUGCAGCCUCAACGUCCUGCAGAACCUCGCCAAGGCGUUCUCAGAGGGCACCGCCUCCACCUUUGAUUGCUCUCUGAAGGAGAAGGCGCCCUUCACCAUCAGGAACUCUCUGGGGAUUCCUCUCAUUGUGCAGCACAGCGCCAACCUGAGGCCGGUGGGUUCUCCUGGGCAGGGAAAACUCCACGAGCUGUCGGUUGAUCAGAGCAUGGACCUGGAGCACUCGGCGUUCGAACCGUCGUCACGAGGCAACCUGUCGGCUCUGCAGCGUCAGGAGAGCUGUCUGUUCAACCUCACCAUCGUUCCCUCCGGGUACAGUGAAAUCGCCAACAUCGCUGUAGACAAACCGGGUCGCCGUCUCUACAACAUCCGCGGUCCGAUGCUGCAGGAGGCGGUUUCUGUUCUGCUGCAGGUCGACGCCGCAGAUGGCAACAAGGUCAUCACUGUCCGCUCGCCGCUGCAGAUAAAGAAUCACUUCUCGGUGCCGUUCACCGUCCUGAAAUACUGCCCGACGUCCAGGAGCCUGCAGAGUGUCGGACAGGCCGAACCUGAGAGAGAGUUUCACAUCGCCUUGGAAACAUACAGAUGUCAGCUGUUUUUGCGCCCGGCGGGUUGCCUGGAGGGUCAGUACGGUCCGUCAUCCACCUGCGUGGCGUGGAAGGAGCAGGUGCACCGCAGCUUGGAGGUGCGCUCGGUGUUGCAGUGUCCGUCGGCGGACAGCAGUCUGCUGCCACUGAUGGUCAGCACGCUCGCCGUCCCAGACGACCUGCGACACAUCUCCAGUCACGGAGAGGAUGAAUGGGACCCGGCGUACAUCAUCCACCUCCACCCUGUGGCCACACUGCGUAACCUGCUGCCCUACACCAUCCGCUACAUGAUGGAGAGCUCGGCUGACUCGUAUGAGCUUCAGGAAGGCAGCACGUCGGACAUGCUGAACGCUCGAGUUUCGGGGGAGAUCAUGUCGCUGGUGCUGAUGAGGUAUCAGGGCCGUGACUGGCACGGACACGUUCGUAUUGAACAGGAAAUGGCCGAGUUCUUCCCCGUGUGUCUCACCUGCGACUCGGACACGAAUAUGACGGUGGAUCUGAGCGUUCACGUGACCAAAACAAAGAGCCGCCUACUUCUGUCGCUCUUCAGUCCGUACUGGAUCAUCAACAAGACGUCUCGAGUGCUGCAGUACAGAGCAGAGGACGUCAGUGUCAAACAUCCCGCCGACUACCGAGACAUCAUCCUGUUCUCCUUCAGGAAGAAGAACCUCUUCAGCAAGAGCAAGCUCCAGCUGUGUGUCUCCACCAGCUCUUGGUCUGACGGUUUUUCUCUGGACACUGUGGGAAGUUACGGCUGCGUUCGCUGUCCCGCCAGCAGCAUGGACUUCCUGGUGGGCGUCAGUAUCCAGAUGAGCAGUUUUAACCUGACCAGGAUCAUCACCAUGAGUCCUUUCUACACUCUGGUGAACAAGUCGUCGUACGAGCUGGAGGUGGGAGAAGUCACGAGUCAGACCUCCACCAGGUGGCACUACAUCUCCUCCACCGAGUGCCUCCCUCUGUGGCCAGAGAACGGUUCAGGGAAGUUGUGUGUCCGCGUGGUUGGAUCUGAAGCCACCUCCAAGUUCUUCUUCUUUAACCGGCAGGACAACGGCACCCUGCUGAGCCUCGACAUGUGCGGCGGGAUCAUCGUGGAAGUCAACAUCUCCGACCUGUCGACGGUCAUCAGCUUCAGCGAUUACUACGAAGGAGCCGCUCCGGCCCUGCUGCUCAACCACACGCCCUGGGUCACUAUCAGCUACAGACAGAGCGGCUCGGAGACGGUUCAUGAGCUGAAACCCGGCGAGGCUCGGCGGUUUGCCUGGGAUGACCCGGCUGGCGUCCGGACGCUCAGCUGGAGCUGCAUGGAGCACUGCGGAGAGCUGGACCUGCUGAAGGACGACGUGGGACAGUUCUCCUAUGACAGCCUGUCUCAGGUCCACUGGGUGACCUUCCUGGACGGACGCCAGCGUGUGCUGCUGUUCACAGAGGACGUCGCCGUGGUGACGAAGGCUCGGCAGGCCGAGGAGCUCGAACAGUUCGAACAGGAAGUGAAGGUGUCGCUGCAAAACCUCGGACUGUCUCUGAUCAAUAACGGCAGCCGGCAGGAGAUCGCCUACGUAGGAAUCACCAGCUCAGGUGUGGUCUGGGAGAUGAAGCCAAAGAAUCGCUGGAAGCCUUUCAGUCAGAAGAACAUCAUUCUGCUGGAGAAAACAUUCCAGAGUCAGCAGAGCGGAAAGACGGAGGGCGGUUGGGUCCGACUGGAGACCAACCUGGAGGUGAACCUCAGUGGAGCCACCAUGAUGAUGCGUCAGCCCAUUUCCUGCCCGGUGAGGAGGAACUUCCUGUCUGGGAUCCAGGUGGAGUUCAAACAGUCGCAGCACCAACGCAGUCUAAGGGCACAGCUGCACUGGCUGCAGGUGGAUAACCAGCUGCCAGGUGCCAUCUUCCCAAUUGUCUUCCAUCCUGUUCCACCUCCGAAGUCUAUCGCUCUGGACUCAGAGCCGAAGCCGUUCAUCGAUGUGUCCAUCAUCACUAGGUUCAACCAGCACAGCAGCGUCAUGCAGUUCAAGUACUUCAUGGCUCUGGUGCAGGAGAUGGCGGUGAAGAUCGAUCAGGGUUUCCUUGGUGCCGUCUUGGCUCUGUUCACGCCUGCUGCUGACCCCCAGGCAGACAGACAGAAGUCCCAGCUGUUAGAGAAAGACCUGCAGCUGCUGCAGACCGAGCUGAUGGAGGCGUCGCUCACAGACUCAUCAGGACUCAGCUUCUUCGAACAUUUCCACAUCUCCCCAAUCAAGCUCCAUCUCAGUCUGUCUCUGGGCUCCAGUGGGGAGGACUCUGCUCAGGAGGUGGCUGCCAUGCAGUCUUUCAACCUGCUGCUGAAAAGUAUCGGAGCCACGCUGACCGAUGUCGAUGACCUCAUCUUCAAACUGGCCUUCUUCGAGGUGAAGUACCAGUUCUACCGCAGAGAUAAGCUGAUGUGGGCGGUGAUCCGCCACUACACCGAGCAGUUCCUGAAGCAGAUGUAUGUUCUGGUUCUGGGUCUGGACGUCCUCGGAAACCCUUUUGGACUGAUCCGAGGUCUGUCUGAGGGAGUGGAGGCGUUCUUCUAUGAACCUUUCCAGGGGGCCGUUCAGGGUCCGGAGGAGUUUGCUGAAGGUUUUGUGAUCGGAGUCCGCAGCCUGCUGGGUCACACUGUCGGUGGCGCUGCAGGUAUGGUUUCCAGGAUCACAGGCUCGGUAGGGAAAGGUCUGGCAGCCAUCACCAUGGACAAAGAGUACCAACAGAAACGCAGAGAGGAGAUGAACCGACCGCCCAGAGACUUUGGAGAGAGUCUGGCUAAAGGAGGGAAAGGACUGUUGAAGGGCGUGAUGGGCGGAGUCACCGGUAUCGUCACUAAACCAGUGGAGGGAGCCAAGAAGGAGGGAGCUGCCGGCUUCUUUAAAGGCAUCGGGAAAGGUUUGGUGGGCGUGGUGGCUCGCCCGACAGGCGGCAUCGUGGACAUGGCGAGCAGCACGUUCCAGGGCAUACAGAGAGCGGCGGAGUCGACGGAGGAAGUGACUAAACUGCGUCCAGUGCGUCUGAUCCGUGAGGAUGGGAUCAUCCGUCCGUACGACCUGACGGAGUCGCAGGGCUUCGAUCUCUUUCAGCGCUCAGAGAUCAAACAGCUGGACGGUGAGGUGUUCAGAGAUCACUGUCUGUAUCCUGGACACCGCAAGACCAACAUCAUCAUCACCAACAGGAGAGUUUUGUGUGUGAAGGAGAUCGACUUCGUUGGUCAUUUCAACAAAGAGUGGGAAUGUUUGUUUGAGAACUUCUACCGUCCUCCAGCUGUGACUGGAUCUGAGCUGAAAAUCUACUGCAGGGAGCAUCAGAAGUUGAAGUUGCCAAAGAGAGACGGUCAGGAGCCGGUGAGGAAGCUUGAGCUCAAAAACUCAAACACUGCUCAGAAGCUGCAGGUGGCCAUAUCGGACGCUCAGGUGGCGCAGCAGCAGCGCCGCAUGGCGAGACAGAAGUCACAGCGUUUCCUCAAACCGAGCGACAAACAAUGACAUCACUUCCUGUUGGGACUGUUCCUUUAAGAGAUAUGAAGAGUGUUUUACAUUGAACACAGUAUAUCAGUAAUAAGAAUAUGAAUAUAUAUAUCUAGAUAGAUAUGUUAGUAGAAAUGUUUGUAAACAAACACCUGCUCAGGUGGACUCAGCCAAAGAAUGUAAACAUGAUGCUGUGAGGCAUUCUGGGUAAAACCCUUUGAUGGCUUUUUGUUUAUUUUUUUCAACAAUAAUGACUUCCUGUCACUAAAGAAUGAAUAAUUAAUCCUGAUUAUAGUCAUUUGAAUCUUUCUUAAUUAAUUAAUUAAUUCAAAUGUAUUAUUUUUAUUUGUGGUUGGUGGGUUUGAGGGUUUGUUUUCUCUGCUGGUUGUCUGAAGGCUGCACUGUCACGUGUUUGAAGCCAUAAAAAAAGUUGCACUAAAAAAUAUUUACAGUAAUUUGUGAUGAGGAUGGAGAAUGUUUACAGGUUUACUGAAUGUUUACUCUCACAAUAAACGAUUCAUUUAAUAAUUUGAUUUACCAUGUUUUUUUUAACUUUCUUUGAUCGAUCAGUAAAUCAGGUUCAAUGUUUGAUUCAGAAACAUUUUCAUUUUUAUUUUUAUAAUCUUUGCUGUAACCAAAAGUCUGUUUGUGUCUUCAUGUUGAACUUUAAGUCCUGAAUAAAUUUCUACAAGGA
This is a messenger RNA of Centropristis striata (black sea bass), 12012 nucleotides long. It is a transcript of the gene vps13c, whose product is annotated as vacuolar protein sorting 13 homolog C. The record is from RefSeq and is a predicted model, not a curated record. Gene Ontology annotation, cellular component: extrinsic component of membrane. The coding region runs from base 75 to 11336 and encodes 3753 amino acids. Gene Ontology annotation, biological process: mitochondrion organization; protein retention in Golgi apparatus; protein targeting to vacuole. Lineage: Eukaryota; Metazoa; Chordata; Actinopteri; Perciformes; Serranidae. The transcript has 87 exons.